Messenger RNA from Acanthopagrus latus (yellowfin seabream), 2984 nucleotides. Its product is annotated as relaxin-3 receptor 1-like. The transcript has 3 exons. Gene Ontology annotation, cellular component: membrane. The record is from RefSeq and is a predicted model, not a curated record. Gene Ontology annotation, molecular function: G protein-coupled receptor activity. Lineage: Eukaryota; Metazoa; Chordata; Actinopteri; Spariformes; Sparidae. The coding region runs from base 280 to 1542 and encodes 420 amino acids. Gene Ontology annotation, biological process: immune response; G protein-coupled receptor signaling pathway.
GCGGCUGCAUCACUCCAGAUGUCAGCCGCCGAAAUACACCGACGUGGAUUUAAUCAGCUUCUUGUCAUUUAUCAUCAUUUUUCUGGGCUGAUAAGAGCUGAAGGUUGAAGUUUUUGAGUUUUCAUCCCUUGGACACUUUGAACAAACAGGACGAGGGACGAUGGGGAUUUAUCGCAUCCACACCUGCGCACCCUCAGUCUGCACGGGUCGGGAUUGGUUUUGAGAAGAAAGUCGCGGUUUUUUUUGUUUUUUUUUAGUUUCUUCCUCCUCUGCAGCAUCAUGCAGAGCAACAGCAGCGCCUCCGGACCCCUGACCGCCCUCAGUGUGUGCGGAGGAGAGGAGGACGAGCGAGAGAUCUUCAAACUUGUCAGCCCGACGGAAGCAGCGUCCAACCUGGCAACCUUCAACCUCUCCCUGAACUGCUGGCUGCACAUCCUGUCCAAGGAGUCUUCACUGGACCUGCACGGAGACAGCGCCAACCUGGCAGUGCGGGUUCUCAUCGCCCUCAUCUACUCGGUGGUGUGUGUUCUGGGGCUUGUGGGUAAUCUCCUGGCCCUCUUCCUGCUCCACUCCCGCCGCCGGGGCCACCACCACUCAUCCAUCGACUGCUUCGUGAUGAGCCUCGCCCUGACCGACCUACAGUUCGUCCUCACCUUGCCCUUCUGGGCCGUGGACACGGUGAUGGACUUCCGCUGGCCCUUUGGCCGGGUCAUGUGCAAGAUCGUGAGCUCGGUCACCACGCUGAACAUGUACGCCAGCGUCUUCUUCCUCACCGCCAUGAGCGUGACCCGCUACCGCUCCCUGGUGACCUCGCUGAAGAUGGAGAGCCCGAGGAAAGCCGCUGCUCGAGCUAAAUGGGCCAGUUUGGCCAUCUGGGUGGUGUCACUGGUGGCUACACUGCCUCAUGCUUUCUACUCCACCACAGUCCAGGUGUCUGCAGAUGACGAGCUGUGCUUAGUGCGCUUCUCUGACUCCGACUCAGACCACUGGGAUCCUCAAGUCCUGCUUGGGCUCUAUCAAACACAGAAAGUCCUCCUGGGAUUCGUAGUCCCCUUGAUCGUCAUCUCCGUGUGCUACCUCCUCCUGCUGAGGUUCAUCCUGAGCCGCCGCAUCGUGGGCAGCAUGGUCAGCGACAGUGUCACGGAGGCGUCAGAGUCAGAGAGAGGACGCCACCGCCGCCACUCCAAACUCACUCGCUCGGUCACCAUCGUAGUCCUGUCCUUCUUCCUCUGCUGGCUGCCCAACCAGGCCCUCACCCUGUGGGGGGUGCUCAUCAAAUUUGACUUGGUUCCCUUCAAUAAAGCCUUCUACAACACCCAGGCCUACGCCUUCCCCCUGACUGUGUGCUUAGCUCACGCUAACAGCUGCCUCAACCCAGUUCUCUACUGCCUGAUCCGAAAGGAGUACAGAGCCGGACUGAAGGCGCUCCUGCUGAGAGUGUCGCACUCCCUCCGAAAUCUCCUCACAGCGGCUCUGAGGGGGAGGAGGGUGGAGGAGGCACCACCCAGCCUGGUUAUGAUACACAAGGAGAUCAAUAUGUGAUUUACUCCGGAGGAGGGAAACGUUUGACUUUUUGGGAAAAAUGUAUUCACUUCCCCGCUGAGACUUAAAUAAGAAGAAACCACUCUUGUUUGUACCCUAAAUAUGAAACUGCAGCCAGCAGCAGGUUAGCUUAGCUUAGCACAGUGUUAGGAAACAGGGGAAAUGGCCUGGCUCUAUGCAAAGGCAUUUAUGUACGAAUUCAAAACUAAAACUAAAAUUCUCAGCACAAUGUGGAGGAAUAGCAGUUUUAACAUUAUGACCUCUCAUAUUAUGUGGCACAACAACAGAAAGCAUGCUAACAAGCUAGCACUGGACCCUCCAGGCCCAAGGCAGUCUGUACUGUGCCCAAGCAUGUUUGACUCAACAGGUUACAUAUUCCACCUUUAAAUCAGCCUAUUAACAUGUGUAAAGUUUAAAAAAAAAAAAAAAAAAGGUGAAGAACGACUAAAAGCUGUUUUUUAUCUUGGCUCUCAGUUUUGCUGGUUGGUUUCUGUGCGGAUGUCGUUCACUAAGUGAGCUUCGUCAGUGCUUCUAGACGGAUGUUGUUUCCUUUAAACAGAUCCAGGCCGGCUGGUGCUAAGCUAAGUUAGCCAGCUGCUAGCUAUAGCUCGUACAGAGUGUAAAUAAUGGAAGGAGCUCCUGGGUCUGGAAAUUGAGGCCGACACGGAGGUGCCUUAAAAAUGAGUCUGAUUGUAUAGAAGUCUAUGAGAAAAUGACCCUACUUCUCACAUCCUAAUCCGUUCAUGGUCUCAGUUUCUUGUUUCAGGUCUACUUUAACGGAGCGCGAUGUUCAUUAUGUAAAUUACGAUCCCAGUUAGAGCAAAACAGACGACUCAUCAUAGAAGUCCACAAACCAAUGUGGGUCUAGCUUCAUAUUUAACAUGCAGACACGAGAAUGAAUUUGAUCAUCUCAACUCCAGGCAAGAAAGCACCCAAUCGUAUAUUCCCAAAAUGUCAAACUUUUCCUUUCGUCCUAACGAAAAUUGUCCCUUAUGGAUCUACCGUGCCAUAUUUUCUUUGGUGCCAUUUUCUAACAGGGUUCGUGACACCGUCAGACCUCCAAAUCUCUCAGCCUUCAAACUGGACGCGCACACGUGUAGACUCACCCGUUACAGACUAACCUGAAAGUUGUGUUUUUAGCUUUAUCAUGAAAAAAAAACGAGCCAGCUCAUGCAAAGUCAUGCUAAAGCACCCGCACAGGCAAUCAUGAGAACUGUUAGGAUCGCCAUUCAGAUGGAUGUGUUCAAUAUUUAUAUGUGUUAAUUGUUGCUAACUCGGUGAGGAAACUAGAGUCUCCCUAAUCACAUGCAGUGAAACUGAACUCCGAGGUGUUUGGCAGUCGGUGUUUGAUGUCUCUCGGUGUCUGCCUUGCCUUGCUGUACCGCUGUGAUUGUGAUUACACAUAUGUGAUGUGACAUUAAAUAAAACCAGAGGACAAAAGA